AUGGGAAAUCAACAAAGCAAUCAUCAAAAUGAAAAAUCCGAAUCCACACUUUUGAAAGCUUGGUCGACACAGGACCAAACAUGCCUCAAAGAUACCUUUGACAGAAUUCAGAACAAGGAUUCUUCAAUUACAACAGAGGAGUUUAUAAAAGCGGUCAAUGCCUCAUUGCUGCCAUGCAUCGAUCGUAAUAUCGCAACUAGUAUUUCCGAAUAUAUUGGAAUAUUGGACGGAAUGAAAAAUAAGAAAAUAACUUGGAAAGACUUCUUGGAGGCAGCAAAUAAAUUACUAGGAACAGACGACCAAACAAGUCUGGAUGCAUUGUAUACCAUUUUCGAGGGCUCUCAUAACUCAUUAGAGACAUUUGUUCACCACACAAUAAAUUCUGGAAUUCCAAUUUGGUUUGAAGGCACAGGCGUUAUUAAAGCAAACGACAGCAUAUGGCAAUCCUUGGAUGAUGAUCAGCAAGUUGCAGCUCAACAACUGACGCAAUAUGUGCUUUAUGCAUCAUAUCUAGAGAAAGAGCGCAAAAGACAACAACAGCAAGAGGAUAUGUUCGACUUUGAUACAACAGAUAAAAGUGAUACCACAAAAAAGGCCGACAAAGAAACAAAUACUUGGAUCGAUAAGGUCAAGUCAUCCCCUAGUCAAGUAUCUAAAGCCGAAUUUAUCAACUGGGCUCAAAGCACUCCGACCUGGACACUUCUUCUUGAGUUGAUCUUUGAGGAAUUCUUUAUGGGGUCCAAGAAAGACGACAAUUCUGUAACAUCUCACCAGAGACGGACAAAGCACAAACUUGCUCCACUAAUUCAACGUCCAUUGACAAAACUGGUUGGAAAAAAGAAAUUUUCUCGACUCUUGACUCCUUAUGACUACUUCUUACUGUCACAAUACUUGCCCUCGAAUGCCCUUUCGUGGUCUGACUAUGAAAAGACCGAGAAUAGAGCAAUCGAAGACCUUUCUCAUCGACUGAUUUUCUCUUCACAACGCGAUGGUACUAGCUGGCAGGUGUUUGUGAAUAGAAUUGUAUCACAGGGGGCUACUAUUGUAGUGUUUAAGGCAAAGGACGGAUCGUUGUUUGGUGGCUACGCUGACGCUGCAUGGGAACAGACAACAGAUUGGACUGGACUAGCAAAUAACUUCCUCUUCCGAUUAAGAUCAGCAUCUAACGAUGAUACUGCAAUGGGAGUUUGGGAAGGUCACAAUGGUGUUAACGAUCAUUUCCAGUACUUGUGUUGGGGCACAAAAAGUCUUCCAAAUGGUAUUGGAAUGGGUGGACAGUUCGACUAUGCGGGCUUAUGGCUAAACUCUGAUUUCUUAAAUGGGCACACGCGUGGUGGGCCUUUAUGUACAACGUAUAUGAGUCCCCCGCUUGCAUCAAAAGAUACAUUCUUACUAGAGGAAGCUGAAGUUUGGCUUGUUAGACCACUUCCACAAGAAGAUGAGGAAGCUAAAGGAAGUGCUUUAGAUAGAGCGGAGGAUAUGGAGUUUUUGGAGAUGGCUGGAAAGAAACUUUACUCAAAGGAUUUAGGAAAACCCGAGAAUGCAGCUGAUGAAGAAGAAGAAGAAGAUGAUGAUGAUGAUGUCUAAUUUGCUUGCCUUAAUUUCUUAAGCAGCUGUAUAAACAAAUUCAUAAUAUUCGUAUACAUCAAUAUUAUAGUCUGAUUGUUUUCUGUUAUUAUCUUGUUCAUCCACUACAACAUACGUACUAUUUCAAAUAUUAUGAUAAAAAGAAUAAUGCAU
Phycomyces blakesleeanus NRRL 1555(-) is the source of this 1740-nucleotide messenger RNA. RefSeq lists its product as hypothetical. The record is from RefSeq and is a predicted model, not a curated record. The transcript is spliced from 3 exons. Bases 1 to 1587 code for a protein of 528 amino acids. NCBI's taxonomy places the organism in Eukaryota, Fungi, Mucoromycota, Mucoromycetes, Mucorales, Phycomycetaceae.